Messenger RNA from Chanos chanos (milkfish), 1352 nucleotides. RefSeq names its product mitochondrial carrier homolog 2 (gene mtch2). The transcript has 13 exons. Lineage: Eukaryota; Metazoa; Chordata; Actinopteri; Gonorynchiformes; Chanidae. The record is from RefSeq and is a predicted model, not a curated record. Gene Ontology annotation, cellular component: mitochondrion; membrane. Gene Ontology annotation, biological process: positive regulation of apoptotic process. Bases 26 to 931 code for a protein of 301 amino acids.
GACAAUAUUGUGGAUUGUCUCCAUAAUGGCGGACACAUGUGGCCAAGUCCUCCUAGGGUCUGGACUAACUGUCCUUUCCCACCCUCUUAUGUAUAUCAAGGUGUUAGUACAGGUUGGGCACGAACCUCUCCCUCCAACUUUAGGAAGAAAUAUUUUUGGCCGACAGGUGUACCAGCUUCCAGGACUAUUUGCAUACGCUAAACACAUCACAAAGAUUGAUGGAGUAUCAGGCCUGUUUAACGGUCUUGCGCCCAGGCUCUGUGCUGGAACUGUGGGGACCAUUGUACACAGCAGAGUCCUGCAGAAAUGCCAGGAGGGAGGCAUAUGUGAGUUGACAGGGAGCAGUCAGAAAGCACCGGAGGAGUCCCUACAGAAAGUGGUGAAUGAGACUACCAAAGAGAUGGUGGCACGUUCGUGUGCUACGAUUGUCACACACCCUUUUCACGUGCUCACUCUGCGGUGCAUGGUCCAGUUUAUCGGCAGAGAAACCAAAUACUGUGGUGUGUUUGACUCGAUCGUAACGAUCUACCGGGAAGAAGGAAUCCUCGGCUUCUUUGCGGGCCUGAUCCCGCGUCUGGUUGGAGACGUCCUGUCUCUGUGGAUCUGUAACCUGCUCGCCCACCUCAUCAACGCAUACGCUUUAGACGACUCAAUGAGUCACACAGGUGAAAUUAAGAACUGUUCCCAGGCUGUGACAGGAUUUUUGGCCAGUAUGGUGACGUAUCCAUUUGUGCUGGUAUCCAACCUGAUGGCAGUGAAUAACUGCGGGCUGGCUGGCGGUCUCCCUCCCUAUGCCUCCGUAUACCCAACCUGGAUAGACUGCUGGAGGCACCUUAGCCGAGAGGGCAACAUGAGCAGAGGAAAUAGUUUAUUUUUCAGGAAGUUGCCUGCUGGGAAGACAUACGUGAUGGAUCAGAAGAGAUUUUUUUGAACAAGAAGCCAACAGCAUAGCACCUGAUUGUGACAUUAUUAAUAAAAUGGUCUGGGUGGGGUGUGGUGGACAUCUAAUCCUUUGUAUGCACCUGUUUACCAUAAGAUUAUUCUUUUUUUUCUUUCUUUCUUUUUUUUUUUUUUUUUUUUUUUAACAAAUCUGUUUGUGUCAGCCUCUGGGUACAGAUAAUUAUUACUACUUUAUUUUCGUUUCCAUUGCAAAUGGCUUCGACUGAAGAACGCGGAGAGCUUUAUUUUAAUAUUUAGGGAUUUGUAUACGUUGUACAAGGUAGCUCACGAUAGAAGUGUUUAAAAAAAAAAAAAGAAAGAAAGAUGAUCAGGCAGUACUUGCAGCUCCUACCUGGGGGGCUGUGACUCUCUUACCCAGAGUGUCAUCUGAUACAGACGUGUUUGAAACCCCC